UUUGCUGCACGUCAAAAAUAUUUUGGGCCUUGUAGUGAUAUCGUAAAGUAAUAAAACAUCAGUGUGUGAGCAAUGGUGCGAGUCAGUGUGUGAAAAUAGGAAAAAAAAACAAUGUGCUUGUCCACUUCCUGUGAGAAGCCACGGUUUGCUGUUAGCUAUACGACAGAAGAAGGAAGAGAAACUUGUUUGUGCCUUGCAGGGUCUGCCGAGCUAAAAAAGUGAGACCCUGCUUUCUUUUGGAGCUCUGAAACUGAUUUCGGGUUAAGUGGAGUCUAAGUGCCAGUGGCAGGUCAUGAAGCGCAGGUCAAAAGAGAAAAGUCAGGAGAAGGUGAGCAGCUGUUUGCUCACUCUUCAGGAGAAUAAUAAACUGCAGGAUCUGCUGGGCAGGAGGUGUGAGUCUCUGUGUACAACAGUGGUGCAGUUGUUCAUGGCCCUGCCACACAGCCCCAACAGCUGGAGUCUGCAGCAUACAGGUGUGCUCUGCUUUGUAAAGGACAAUCCUCAGCGCUCCUACUUCAUCCGCCUCUACAACAUCAUGGUAGAAAAACUUGUAUGGGAGCAGGAGCUCUUUGCCCAGUUCACCUACCACAAAGCCAAGCCCUUCUUCCACACUUUCCAUGCAGAUGAGUGCCAGGUGGGCCUGAAUUUUGCAAAGGAGGAAGAAGCUGAGAACUUUUUCUUUAUUGUGGAUCAGAAGAUCAGCCAGAGACAAAAACACUUGGAGAAGCACCAGAGGAAAGGCCUUACUCUCAGUCGAGAUCAUGAUGUAUUGCCACCACUACCUCCGAAUGGUUCUGGAAGUCUUCCAUUGGGAAAUAUUGACAUCCAGAAUCAAGCACCUCCCACCAAGUCAAAGAAAAAGGAGAAGGAGAAAAAGAGCAAAAAGAAGAGCUCUAAAUUAUCCAAGGAAUUAAUUGGAGCACCUAGUGGCUUUACCCAUGUUGGGCAUCUUGGUAUGGACAGCAACAGCAUGGACCCAGAUUUGAUGAAGCUGCUGUCACGUGCUGGGAUCAGUGAGGCAGAUAUGAGAGACUCUGAGACCUCACAGCUUAUCUACGAUAUCAUUGAGCGCUCAGGGGGAAUGGAAGCAGUCAAGAAGGAAGUGAGCCAACAUGAACGUCCUCCAGCUCCACCUCCUGGUAUUCGUCGGACUGCUCUUCCCCCAGUGCCCCCUGGAUCUUCUUCAGCAUCACCUUCCUCUCGUUUAGGGCCUUUACCACCUCCUCCUGGAGGAACUCCAUCCACUAGCACUAGGUCCUCUUCAUUACGUGCUCUACCACCCACACCUUCCGGAGGGCGCUCAGGACCCUUACCACCAACUCCAGUCGCACAAGGACGUAGAGGGCCUUUACCCCAACCCCCAGGCUCACAGGUAGUACCUUCAGCAAGAAGUGGAUCCCUACCACCAGUACCAGGAGAGCAUAGCAGUCCCCUUCCUCCUCCACCAGGAGACAGAGGUUCAUCAUCUGUUACUUUUCCACGUAGUGGACCCUUACCUCCUCUUCCUCCUGGAAGGGGUAGUGGACCCUCACCUCCAGGACCGCAAAGUAGACCACAACGCCCAGCAUCAAGAGAUCAAAGUGCCCCCAUGCCUCCUGGACAUUCUGCUGGAGUGUGCCCACCUAUACCAGGAAGACGGACUGAAUCUUUACCAGAACCUCCAAAUGAUGAAUGUUAUUUGCUGCCACCUCCAACACUCCCUGAAGAUUUCCCUCCUUCCCCACCUUCUGAUUUUCUGCCACAAGAGAGUGAAGAUUUACCACUACCACCUCCUCCAUCUGAGUUCUUCCCACCUCCACCAACCAAUGCCCAGUACACUUCUGGCAUGGUCCCACAUCCUGCACCAGUUAAUUCUAGCAUAGGAGCUCCACCUCCUCCUCCUCCUCCACCUCCUGCUGCCCCAGCACCCAAAUUGGGAAGCGGGCCACCGCCUCCCAUCGCCUCCAAUAGUGGAGGAGGCCGAGGAGCAUUAUUGGAUCAGAUACGCACAGGGAAAAAGCUGAAAAUGGUAACUGCCAGCCCUGAUCCACCCCCAUCUGUAGUGAAUACAGAAGAGGGAAUAGUGGGAGCCCUUAUGAUGGUCAUGCAGAAGAGAAGUAAAGUCAUUCACUCAUCAGACGAAGGAGAUGAAUUUGACGACGACGAUGACGACGAUGAUGAGUGGGAUUAAUUUAAAAUCCAGUGAAGGACUGUGUCCCAAUGAGCGUUAGCACACCUACACAGUAAAACUGGUGAAUCAUUUUCAAUAACAGAAUAAUUUAAAUUUGGCCCUUUUAGUUAAAUUAUUUUUCAUUAAAUUAUUCAACUGCAAGUUGAAACAACAUGGUGAAUUCGUUUUGUUAACUGAAGCGCUUUUUCAGUCUAAGAGACACCAAUAAAGCAUCUGGUCAGAGCAUCACAAUGAGCAUGUGAAAUACCUGUUUAAUAAGCUAUAUAAGGUGAUAACAUUUUCCUGGCUCAGAAAACACAGUGUAACUGAAGUUCAUUGUUUAUAUGUUCAUUGUUUAUAUGUUCCAUUUUUUGAAAACUUAAAACAGAAGUUACUGUUGUUGUUUUUAAUUAUUUUGCAUGAUCCUGAAAUAUAAAUCUAGCACAAAAACUGUAA
Molecule: messenger RNA, 2605 nt
Organism: Neoarius graeffei (lesser salmon catfish)
Lineage: Eukaryota; Metazoa; Chordata; Actinopteri; Siluriformes; Ariidae
Gene: wasa
Product: WASP actin nucleation promoting factor a
Exons: 11
Coding region: 293-2170 (625 amino acids)
Biological process (GO): actin filament organization
Molecular function (GO): actin binding
Source: RefSeq, a predicted model, not a curated record